Molecule: messenger RNA, 3470 nt
Organism: Helicoverpa armigera (cotton bollworm)
Lineage: Eukaryota; Metazoa; Arthropoda; Insecta; Lepidoptera; Noctuidae
Gene: Gmppa
Product: mannose-1-phosphate guanyltransferase alpha-like
Biological process (GO): biosynthetic process
Cellular component (GO): cytoplasm
Source: RefSeq, a predicted model, not a curated record
UGACGUGUUGUUUGUUGUGUACGCUACGCAUAGAAAACUUAGAUAAAAACUCUAAAUAAAUAACAACGAUUUAGCUACAAAGCAUUUACUCAUUAUUUAGCUAUACCAAGAAGUGUUAACAAUGCUGAAAGCAGUAAUUCUUAUUGGAGGGCCGCAAAAAGGAACCCGCUUCCGCCCCCUCUCUCUGGACACACCAAAGCCACUGUUCCCCAUAGCAGGAUUUCCACUGAUCCAGCAUCAUAUAGAAGCAUGUGCCAAGCUGGAGGCGUGCAAGGAGAUCCUGAUCAUCGAGCAUACACCACAAACUAUGGCACAGUUUGUCUCUGAUAUGCAGAAGGAGUAUCAUGUUAUUAUCAGAUACCUGCAAGAGUUCACACCUUUGGGCACAGGUGGUGGUCUGUACCACUUCAGGGAUCAAGUGCGCGGCAAUCCUUCUGCAUUCUUCCUGUUGAACGGAGAUGUCUGCGCUGACUUCCCGCUCAAAGAGUUGUGGCAUUUCCAUGAAGAGAGGUCUAAUGCUUUGGUAACAAUAAUGGGCACUGAAGCGACCCGCCAGCAAUCCGUCCACUACGGUUGCAUGGUACGCGAGGGUAGCACCAAGUCAGUCACCCACUAUGUGGAGAAACCCAACAGUUAUGUGUCCACGCUCAUCAACUGUGGCGUCUAUGUGUGUUCCUUGCAAGUGUUUCAUACUAUGGCGGACUCGUUUCAGAAGAAACAGGAUGUUUUUUAUAGUGGUAACGGCCAGACCAGUGCUCACCCUGGAUACAUGUCAUUUGAGCAAGAUGUGUUGAUGCAGCUCGCAGGAACUAACAAGUUAUAUGCUAUGCAGAUAACAAACUGGUGGUCACAAGUAAAGACAGCGGGCUCGGCUAUCUACGCGAACCGUCACUACUUGGAGCUGCACCGCGACCGCGUGUCUAAGGACAAGCCCUGCACCAUACUGCCCGAUGUUGUACACCCUACUGCCGUUGUUGACUCUACUGCUGUGAUUGGUCCCAACGUGUCCAUUGGUGCGGGAGUGACGAUAAAAGCAGGCGUGAGGAUAAAGGAGUCUAUCGUACUGAACAAUGCUACGGUGCACGAACAUGCACUCGUCAUGUAUUCUGUUGUCGGCCAAGAAGCGUCAGUAGGCGAAUGGUCCCGAGUAGAAGGGACCCCGUCAGACCCUGACCCUAACAAGCCCUUCGCGAAGAUGGAUAACACGCCACUGUUCAACAGCGAUGGCAGGCUCAACCCUUCUAUUACUAUAUUGGGUGCGGGAGUCGUGGUGCCAGCCGAGACCAUCCUUCUAAACUCCAUAGUGUUGCCACACAAACAUCUAUCAAGGAGUUUCAAGCACGAAAUCAUAUUAUAGUUCCUGAACUGGCAACACCGCGCAAGCUUUAAUACAGAUACAAAAUGUUUUGGCUUAGAUAGACUUUUAAUAUAAUAACGAAAUAUUGUGAAGCCUAAGAUUUUAUACAUUUAUAAUUUUUAAAUAUGUAAUUAGCGUUAGUUGUAAAAUAAGAAAUUGAAUGAAAAUAUUUUUAUUUAGUACCAAUUGCUUACAUAAAGCUACUCCAAUUUGUAAUCUCCCAUUCAACAUUGAAGCUUAUACUUGAGAGAUAAGGAUGAAGAUCCAUUGUCGAUAUUUAACAAAUUGUAGUAGCUUGAUAUGCUGCCCUCUUUACAUCACACAGAGUUUAUAUGUAUAACUAAAUUGACACUUACGUUGAACCUACAUUUAUCAGAGCGGAACUAAAAAACAAAUAUUUAGAAUUAUCUACAUCGAAUCUUGUAAUACCUCACACUCUUACCACGUUUAAUCACCCUAUUCGGCUGUUUUAUUAUAUCCCUAGUCGACAGGUGUAAGGCCCAGAGUUGACCUAAUUGGAUUGGACCAGAAAAGUUAUAAAAAACAAUACCUAAAAUUCCGUUCUUAUUCAAAUAUCUUGUCUCUGGCCAGUGAGUAGUAUACCUGAGCGGAGGAAUUCUAUUGGUUAGGGUAUAUCUACACGGUGCAUGUAGCUGCAGCAAGUUAACAUGCGCAAGUGACAAGAGCACGCGGGUGGGUAUUUUGCUUUGGUACAUGCGCGAGUCGCUGGACCCUCGCGUUUUUAAAAUGCAUGUACAUGUAACCUGCGUAUGUGCCUCGACAUGCGCAAGCUACUUGCACCCUGUAGAUGUACCCUUAUUUAUUCUGUGCAAAUUAGUAAUUCUCGUUCUUUAUUAUUUAUUAGGUUUAUGUAUGUAUAUCUUACUGAUAAAAAGUCCCUUAAUUUAUAACACGCGAUACUUUUGGCGUUAUCAUUUCCUUUCAUUAGUAUGUAUCAAUAUAAUUGUACGUUUAACUUAACUAAAUGUUUGAUUCGAAGGUUGACAGUUUUUUACAGGGUUUUACACGAAAAAAAAGAUGUAUGUAUCAUUAUGUUCCACUUACAUCUGUUUUCUUUUAUUCUUGUGCAAAAUAUUGUCUUGAUUGAACGUGAAAAUCACCGAGCUAGCUUGAUUUGAAAAAAUCUUUCAGUUAAAUACCCCAUAUGUUGAAGAAAGUUUAGGAUGGGAUACUUUUCCUUUAUCCGGGUGUGCGGAUUUGUUCACACGGGACACGGGUGUGAAUGUUGGCGGAAGUUAGUUAUCAAUAAAAUAUUCCACAAAAUUCUGAAUUUUCGCUGACAUUGAGCCCUGCAUUCACUUUCGACCAUUUUAAUUUUAUCUUUGAAUUUGUACAAGUCCAGCCAGUUUUGUUUUUAGCUAUGUUUUAUACGUAAAACCUUCGUUUCCGCUGUUUCCUUAUUCCGGUCGCCUUUCUGGCUAAGUGUUACUUUUAAUGUUAUAUUAUGUAACUGUUUGGUACUAUUGUCGCUAAAAUGAUUGAUAUAAUAAUAUGUAUAUUUUUGAGAAUAACUAAAGUCAUCUUUAUUAUAAAACUGGGUUUGCUUAAGCACAUCUAGCUACUUUGGAGAUUACUAAAAAACACUGUAUUUUCAUCAGAACUCAGAGCGUGUGCAAAAUUUCAUCCUAAUCGAAGACCGGGAAGUGGGUCAAAUUAAGAUUCCAUGAUUUUCUUACAUAGGUACAUAGUUACAAGUGAAGCUAACAUAAGCGUGUUUAUGUUAAUAAAGAAAAUCUAUUGAAAUUUGACAGAUUGUAGUUGCCUGAAGAAUCUAAUAAUUUGGACUUUCUUCAAUAUCCCUUUAAGCCGCUAUAAUGAUUGAAAACCAAAGCUUCCAAUAGUGUUAAAACAUUAGAUAUAUAGUUAUACAUUAUAUACAUACUUAUAUUGUGACGACAAUAUUUGGUAAGCUGCUAUUCUCUGAUAUUUUUUUUGCCGAUUUUGAUUCAAAUGUUCGACCAAAUAAGGAGUAACAGAAGCACAUUAUUUUGUUAAACAUAUUUGUAAUAUUUAUGUAUUUAAGAUAUAUGUAAAUAAAUGUAAUGUAUAGUUCUAAGUUUUGAUGGUGCUUCGAAUAAACUGAUUGAGCACA